UUAUAGUUUUUAUUCUACUGUCAGUUAUAGCUCGAAAUUUGAAUUUCAGUUUCGAAGUGAUGAAUGAACUUAUUUAUAUAUUUUCUCAAAUAUAACGGAAAAAGUAGUAGGUUGACCAAUGUGUGAGCCAAAUUUUUAUCUACCUCAAACCGUUAGCGCCAUUUUCAAAUCUGAAGCGGAUGCAGUCGAAAUAGAUAAUAAAACAGAUCGUGUCAAUGAACAACAAAGUGCAGAACAUCAAACGAACUACUACAGGGUUCUUCCAUUGUUGUCUUAUAAAAAUGACCAUCACAAAGAGGUUUUGUCGUUAAAGGAGAACGAAUAUUUACGAUUGCGCUGGCAAAAGUUUUUAUCGGACAAACCAACUGAAUAUAUACGCAUUCGCCUCUAUAGAGACCAAAUGAAAACGGAAAAAGUUAUAUGCAUACACAUCUACAUAUAUAUAAUAUUAUAACUCCCCGUCCAAUGCAGUUAAACGGGCGUUUCUAUGGUGUCGAUAACAAACUAUCACCAGCUCCUAUAAUUCCUGAUCCUAGAAUGAUUUGAAUCAGUCCAACACAGAAAAUAGACUGAGCAUUUCGUUUUAGUUAGCUGUGGAUUUAUUUAGAUACAUACAAACAAACAUAUGUACGUGUGUAUGU
Messenger RNA from Anastrepha obliqua, 641 nucleotides. RefSeq lists its product as uncharacterized. The transcript is spliced from 2 exons. The record is from RefSeq and is a predicted model, not a curated record. The coding region runs from base 119 to 454 and encodes 111 amino acids. Lineage: Eukaryota; Metazoa; Arthropoda; Insecta; Diptera; Tephritidae.